AUGUUCCAGCAGUUUAUCAAAGCUGGUGGGGACAAGGAUCAGUUCGUGCGGCGCUUCAUGCUGAAGAAAGUCUCCGAGUCGCCCAACCAGCUCGACGAGGAGGGCGGGUAUUACACCCCGGAAGAAAUGAAGAAGCAGCUGAGCUACUCCCAGACCGACCUGGUCGACAAGAACAUCAAGUACUAUUGGCGCCGCACACGUGUCAAGGGUCUCAAGCGCUUGAGGCAGACACAGAGUGUAGAAGAAACGGCUGAAGCUGAGGGCACUGGACCUAUGAUGGUUUCUGGCCUGGACAAGAAUGCCUGCACCCCUGUUGCCAUGGGCCUGCAAACUGCCAGUGAUGUGGAGAACGCCAAAACCGAGGAGGACAAGCUGCGCAUCCAGCAGCAGGAGCUUCUAUCGGUGCAGGAGAAGUGUUCCAACCUCAUUGAUAAGCUGCCUUCAGUUCCUCCAGAGAAGAAGGACCGUGCCGAAGAGCUUCGAACCAAGCUUGAUGCAAUGUCCAAGAUGGCUGAAAAGCUUUAUGAGAAAAUGGCUGAAAGCCUGGCCAAGCUCCACACGAAGCAGCUGGAUACCACAUCCCUUGAGGGCUCCAAGCUCGUGUUGGAUCUUACAACCGAGGGCAAGAAACUGCCUGGACCUUGGAGUGAAAAGUGCUGCAUGUGGACGGGUCUGGAGCGCACCUGCCGGAUCCAAGAUGUGCAGUCGGCUACACUAAUCAAGUACCUUGCUGCAUCAGAACUAUGUCCAUGGGAUACGACAGAGACUCAGACGGCCAAGUUCAUGGCCGACGCCAUCGGUAGUGGUGUGCUUGGCCCAGCCUUUGCUUCCGGAGUUGCUGCAUUUCUGGCCAAUCUGAUUUGGUGGAGUUGUUACAAGCAGCUGGAGAUGUUCAAGCCUUCGGUCCGUGAUCUACCGCGACUACAGGAGCUAUUGCUCAAAGGCCUCGGCAAGGAUGAUCGUGUGAAGCUCUGCCUGCCACGACCUUUGCUGAGUGCAGGCAAAGCUCUGCUCUCCAUUAGGGAAAGGGUUGCUGGUAUCCUUCGUUUGGGGCCCACUGUCUUCAAGAUCGGCCUUACUGGUGAUCCUAUGUUCCGCUUUUACAAAGUGCCCUCGAGGACAAAUGCAUCAGCAGGCUAUCGUUAUGAUCUAGACCAGUAUGCAGAAAUGCAAGUGCUGUUUGCAGGGGCCACGUGGGAUGAAGCUUCCUUAAUGGAGGCUGUCUUAAUUGCAGAGUUUCAGGGCCGGCCUGGCAAUCGCAAUAUCAAUCCUGGGGGUGAGGGGCGGCAAGUGUUUGACCCGCCAUACUUCACAUACAUUGUGUUCAAGUCGGCCCUGGUUGCACCGAAGCGACAGCGCAUGUAUGCUCAGGGGGGAAAGAGAGGGUCUAUCAUGUCUGAGACAGUGAUGCAGUGA
Molecule: messenger RNA, 1416 nt
Organism: Symbiodinium sp. CCMP2456
Lineage: Eukaryota; Dinophyceae; Suessiales; Symbiodiniaceae
Source: the annotation of a GenBank genome assembly